CAGAAGAUCGACCGACAGACGACAACGCCCUUCCUCCUGCGCCUAUACUACCGGUCCAAUGGCUUCCACUCGCCCAACGAGUUCUCGACUGUGCCGCCGCCCUCGUCGUUGCAGCAGUCGAGUCUGCAGAUCUACACCUGGCCCUCGUGCACCCUGGCAGAAUUGACCUCUCUUCUCACUACCGCCCUGCCGAGUUUACUUCCCUCACCGUCCGUUGGCACUCGUAUUGGCUACCGCCUAGUCUUCCCCGAUACCCGCAGUGUUCCUCCCUCAGGCGCCUCAGACGCGCCAGGACGAUGGUUAUCAAAAGAGCUCGGUAGUGUCAUUCUCGGACAAGGUGACGACUAUGAUCAAGAGAGUGACCCCGCUGCUCUUGGACGCGUCCAUGGCGACGCCCAAAAGACGCUGGCAGACGCCCGCUUCGUCAUUGGCGACUACAUUUCGUGCGCCGUCUUCCCUCCCUUGGCCGAUGGCUCCGUCGCUCCUCUGCCUCCUGCUACGUCUGCCAUCAGAGGUACCUCUGGUCGAGCCGGUCCACCGCCGCGUGGCAACAACGGCCGUCCACUUGCAUCCGAGAGAGGUCAAUUUCCCGGAGAUCGAGCCUUUGGCCAACAACGUGUUCCUCACGGCGAGUGGAGACGCGGCGAGAGGGUCCCCGAAUACGCUCGCUCGGGUAGAGGUGGAGGCGGCGCCGAGCGUGAACGCGGCGGAGGA
This is a messenger RNA of Aureobasidium namibiae CBS 147.97, 714 nucleotides long. RefSeq lists its product as uncharacterized. The transcript has a single exon. The annotation marks the transcript as partial. Gene Ontology annotation, molecular function: transcription factor binding; transcription corepressor activity. The record is from RefSeq and is a predicted model, not a curated record. Gene Ontology annotation, biological process: negative regulation of DNA-templated transcription. Gene Ontology annotation, cellular component: nucleus. Lineage: Eukaryota; Fungi; Ascomycota; Dothideomycetes; Dothideales; Saccotheciaceae.